CGCCAGCUUCCGGGUCACGUCAGUGUGCGGGCGGAAGCAGCGUGCUGAGCGUUGAAAGGCUUUUUGAACUGACAGGAGUGGACGAUUUAUCAGCUAAUAUUUGAAAGACGGACGAAAAGGUUUUCCUGUAUGAGGGCAUAUACCAAGGGGGAAAUGCCAAUGAAUGUAACACGCAGUUCAAAAAUGAAUACACUGUGAUACAAUACAAUAUCUGACAACAGAACCUACUGGAGCCUGCAGCCACGAAAGAGAAGACGGCGAAAGAAAGCACCGAGUCAAUGGCAAGCUGUUCCCCCUCGGCCGCGGUAGAACUCGGAGCUGUGGGCGGAGUUGGGUCAAAGGUAGACGCUCAGCUUCAGGAUGCGGUGCGACUGAAAACCGAGGGGAACGCAUGCUACCGCGAGAAGCGCAUUCGCGCCGCCAUCGGACGGUACCACCGCGCGCUGCUUGUACUCCGUGGACUGGACUCUGAUGUCACAGCAGCGGUCCAGGGCUUUGGCCCCCAGAUGCCGACUACGACCCCCAAGCAAGAGGAGCUGUUGAGGAGUACGCAAGUGGAUUGCUAUAAUAACCUAGCAGCCUGUCUGCUCCAGCGGGAAUGUGUUGACUAUGCUCGGGUUCAAGAAUACAGUCUGCGGGUGCUUCAGUGGCGAGCAGGAGACAUUAAGGCGCUGUACAGGGCAGGAGUGGCCGCGCUGGAGCUGGGAGACGCACAGACUGCCCGACACUACCUCAGUCAGGCCAGCAGAGGGCAGCCUAAUGAUCCGAAUGUGAGGCGGUACUUGCAGCGGGCAGAGGAAAGACUAAGUAGUGACUACCAGAGAGAAAAAGCAUUAUAUAAGGGCAUGUUUGCCAAACAGAAGGAUGAAGCGGGGGAGGGAGGGGUAGACAGUGGGGUGACUCAGAAGUAAGUAUGAUGCAAGGAAGCUUCCCGGUCUGGCUGAAGUACCACGAAUGCUAAAAAGGCGAAUGUUAAAAAAAGCUCAAGGAGAGCAUGAGAUGGUGCAGAGGUCAGACAGAGCCUGGAGAAAAAUCAGGACAUACAGCAUUGUCUUCUUGCUUAUCCCAAGUGUGGUUUGUGAAGAACUUGUGAUCUCAGCUUGUCUUUAUUUGUUCAUUUCUUGCAUUUCACCGGUCUCUCCAGAAGCAGAGUUUAAAUCUUUUGUUAAAACUGAAUAAAUAUUUUUGAACUUA
This is a messenger RNA of Anguilla anguilla (European eel), 1194 nucleotides long. It is a transcript of the gene ttc9c, whose product is annotated as tetratricopeptide repeat domain 9C. Lineage: Eukaryota; Metazoa; Chordata; Actinopteri; Anguilliformes; Anguillidae. Gene Ontology annotation, molecular function: protein binding. The transcript has 4 exons. The record is from RefSeq and is a predicted model, not a curated record. Bases 279 to 911 code for a protein of 210 amino acids.